AUGGGUCGCGCCAAGGUGAUAAGGAAACCCCAUUUGCAUCGUCCUUCAAGGGAUCGUAUCAAUCCGGAGGAUUUCUAUUGGACCAAAGAGGAGGUAAAGCGAUCCAUUCAGCGAUGGUCCUUCCUCUGGGAACCGAUUUCGGAUUCCGAUUCAGAGAGAAGUUCCUUGGGAGAUGGGAAGCCUCCCCUAAAGGAACUUUCUGCCUAUGGAGACUGGCGUGUGCCGGAGGGGAUGGCCUACGACUUCCAGACGACUGGCCGCCAGAUCCUCAAGAAUCUGAGCAACUUUCCCUAUCCCGAGAUGAUCCUUCCGCCCGUCUCUCUAAGCUCUUUACUACCCAACACUUUGCGGGUGAAUCGCCCGCCCUACCUCACCCACAGGAUCUUCGAGCACGUGCUGCCGGAUCUCUAUGAGAGGGCCAAGGAGCUCAGUAGUCCCAUGGAGCCCGAGGGAGCCGUGGGCUACGAUCGGCGCUACUACGACAGUCCCACGCUCAUCAGGUGCCUCUGCAGUCGCCCCGAGCCUCGGGGUCUCCCUCCCAUGAAUUUGAAGGGGGUGAGGGAGGGCGAGUCCUGGAUGGAUGGCCGCUGCUGUGCCAGACUGCUGGUGGAACUCAACGCCCCGCUGGUGGACUAUGCCAGACUUCGUCGUGGUGGGAAACACCCUUCCAGGGGAAUGAAAAUCCUUAAGGGAUUGACGAAGAUCAAGAAAUCAGUGAAGAACUCCCGAUGGAUGCGUCCCAGGGCCAGGAUUCUACUCUAUUCGGAAUCGGAGAUGGAAAUGGAGGAGGUGGAGCAGCAGGAGCUGUGGGAGAUGGAGGAGCAGCUGCCCUUGGAGGAUUACUAUGUGGAAUAUGCGAACGAGGAACUGAAUUCUGGAGAGGUGGAUAUGGAUGUGGAUGUGGAUGUGGAGACGGAGCAAUCCUCCCAAGAACUCCUGCCGCAGAUAACCCGAUCCCAGUCGGAUCUCACACUCGAGUACCUAAAAACCAGUCCCAUGCUGAGGAGAAGUCUUAGUCUAAGCAAUAUUAACUAGAUAUUCUCCAGGCCAAAAGUUAUAUAAUAUGAAAAUUCUAGUUAUAUCAAUUUGGAUUAGAUGAAAUAUAUUUAAAGGGUACA
Molecule: messenger RNA, 1118 nt
Organism: Drosophila takahashii
Lineage: Eukaryota; Metazoa; Arthropoda; Insecta; Diptera; Drosophilidae
Source: RefSeq, a predicted model, not a curated record